GCGCUUCGGUGAAAGGUGACAGGUUAUAUCCAGGCCAAAAUGGUGCUUGAGCCGCGUAGAUAAUUGAUAUAGCGUAUUUUACGUAGUUCUUUAUGUUUUUAGAUGGCAUUUGUUGCUAUUAACGCAUAUACUGUUGGGUUAGGGUUAUGCUAUAUCAAAUCGAGGCGAAAUUAGUAGUCCAUUCACGUUGUAUUCUAUGGAGUUAAGUAGUUGAAAUGCAAUUCUAUUUUUAGCUAGGUAGCUUAUUACUUUGAUCUCAGAAAGUUGUGCUUAAGUGACGUUAAAUGUAACGACGGAAUUAGCAGUUCCCAAAAAUAAAGUUAGGUUGCUUAACACUUUAAUUUGGCAAAGAAAAUGCUCUAGAGCCUAGAGCCCUGUCACCCUGAAUGGCACAAGCGAUGAAGGAGUUCAAUGAAUGACAGAAUGGAUAUUUUAACUUAUAAAAGUUCAACUCUGAAGUCAUAAAUCCAUCCAUUUUCCAAACUGCUUAUCCUUCUGGAUUGUGGAGGGUCCGGAGCCUAUCCUGGAAGCAAUGGGCACGAAGCAGGGAUCAACCCAGGAUGGGGGGCCAGCCCAUCGCAGGGCACACUCACACACCUUUCACUCUCACAUGCGCACCUACGGGCAAUUUAGCAAGUCCACUUAGUCUCAGCAUGUUUUUGGACUGUGGGGGAAACUGGAGUACCUGAAGGAAACCCUACGACGACAUGGGGAGAACAUGCAAACUCCGCACACAUGUGACGCAGGCGGAGAGUCGAACCCGGGCCGCAGAGGUGUGAGGCAACAGUGCUAACCACUGCACCACCAUGCCGCCCCCCCCCCCCCCACAAUGACCCUUUCUGGAUAAUUGCAGAUGGAAUAAAACCAGGCAAGGAUCAACCAUACUAAAAAUGUGAGGUUGUGGAAGGUUUUACCUCACACCAUGAAAAGAAUGAGCAUAAGACAUUAGGUCGUCUCUCCCAAGCAGAAAUUUCAUGCAGUAAAGUGUUUCUAAAUGAGCCAUCCAAGCUCUUCUGCAGAAGCAUAAACAGGCACAGUUUAGGACCAGAAAAGCAGCAGUUGGCCACAGAUGAGACAUCAAGCUUACUUCCUGUUGAAAUCAGAAGAUGCCAAGUGCAGCUAUGAGCUCAGAACUGCCAAACAGCACUGGGACCCUGGUACAGCCAUCAACAGUCUGGAGACGUCUUGCUGGAAGUGGUCUUCGGUAAAGAGUCGCCAGGAAAAGGUCAUUCCUCAGAGGUGGACACAGCUACACGACUCACCUGUGUUUGAAAACACAAGGACUGGGGUGCAGAACAAUGAAAAGUGGUGCUGAAAUGGCAAAAAGAAGGCAAAAAACCCUACAGGUUUGGGGCCACGUUCCUGUAGAUGGGAGCUGGAGAUGUGGUCAAAAUGCCUGGCCUCCUCACUGCCAAGAAGUACAAGCAGAUUCUGAUCUAUUAGGGUGUACCAUAUGUAUACAAAAGCAGGCAUGUGAUCGAUCCCAAAUUCAUUCUGCGGCAUGAUAAUUACCUCAAAGAGAUGGUGUGCCCCCCACCCCCCCACCCCCAGAGAGCCCUGACCUCAACAUCAUCAAAUCAGUCUGGAAUUGCAUGUAUAAACCAAAGCAGGGGGGUCAGCAAGAGUCUGUAGCAGAACCGUGGGAAGUUCUCCAGGAUUCAUGGAACAACCGACCAGCCAAGUACCUUAAAAAAAAAACUGCACAGUACCUGAGAGGAUUGAUGCUCUUUUAAAGGCAAAGGAUACCUAAUUCCUGACCUUCAUCAUGGAUGAAAGCAGUUUGGAAGCAGCCAUAGAAACCUACCAUGCCCAGCUGAAGCAGGUGGAGUCUGCCUUAGGUGCUGGACUGGAUUCUUCCCAACAGUCAGAUCUUUUGAAACUGAAGGAUGACUUACAGCAACUGAUUCAACUCACCGAGUCCAGCUUGGUGUCGGUAAAGAAAAGUCGGCUGCUUGCUAGCCUAGAAGAAGCCACUGCACCUCAGAGUGCAUCCCAAGUAGAGAGGACUGAGGCUGGCAAUAUGGAUGAAGAGUUUUCGGCUUUUUACUCAGAGCUUGGUGGGACCUCUGUGGAGCGCAUGUCUGGCAGCAUGGAAGAACCGUUCAAUUCCCAGAUAGCUUCCUCUUCUAGCCCUGGUCAGGCUAGUGAGGUUGAUGAUGAGGAUGGUGAUGAAGACAUUGAUGGUAAUGCUGAUGACGACGGAGAUGAUGGGGAAUCCUUGAGUGGGUUGAAAGUCAGAGCACCGUAUCGCACCUCCUGGGGGACACUGGAAUAUCACAAUGCAAUGGUGGUAGGACCAGAGUACUCCGAGGGGUCCGAGCCCCACGUAAGAGUGCUGUAUGUCUACCCAACCAACAAAUCCAUGAAGCCCUGCCCCUUCUUCCUUGAAAACAGGUGCCGCUUCAUGGAGGACUGCAGGUUUUCACACGGCGAGGUGGUAGCUGUUUCCGAGCUGAGAGACUUCCAGGACACAGACCUGAGUAAUUUGCAGGAAGGUUCCUCCUGUUUGGCCAGGCAUGAAGAUGGCAUAUGGUAUCCAGCAAAGAUAACUGAAAUCGAUGGUGGUUAUUAUACAGUGAAGUUUGACUCGCUUCUUCAGAAGGAUUUGGUCGUAGAAGCUGAUGGGAUCAUUCCUCCGAUGAGGGAAGAUGAUUCUCCAUCGUCCGAAUCUGACGAAGACGACGUAGAAUACUCUGCCUUUGCUAAAGUUGUAGAUUCUAAUGAAACGGAGACAUGGGCCCUCGGAAGUCCUUCUGAUUUUGGUGGCUGGGAAGCUCAUACGCGGGGAAUCGGUUCCAAACUGAUGUCCAAGAUGGGUUAUGAAUUUGGAAAAGGCCUGGGUAGGAACGGAGAGGGCCGUGUGGAGCCGGUGCUGGCUGUAGUUCUGCCUAAAGGCAAGUCCCUGGACCACUGUGUGGAGAUCGUCCAGAAGAAGGCACUCAGGAAGGGUGGGACGGAGGCCUUGGUGAAGCGCCGUAAGAAGAAACCGAAAGGAACGGGCGCCUCCCAGGGCCAGAGAGACGUGUUCGAUUUCCUGAACAGCAAGCUGGGGGACCAGGAGCGGAAGGCUGUGGAUGCUCCUGCCCCCCAGAGGAACAGCAAGGAGGUCUAUAGAGGCGGCAAGGGCACCAAGCGCUCUAUUAAUGUGCGGCUCUUCCAGACCGCUGAGAGGGUGGUCCAGACAGAAAGAGAGAUCGACAGACUCACCGAAGCUCUGGGCAGAAAGGCGGGCAGAGAUAAAGCGACGAUUAGCCAUCUGGAAGAGAAGCUGUCUGGGGCGAAGAGGUUGCUGUUGCAGCUGAAGGCCCAGGAGCUGAGCAUCCAGACGGAGCGAAAGAAGGCAGAUACACACAAGAAGAUGACAGAGUUCUGACUCAUCACUGCUAAUGAUUCAUGACCAGUGGGACACAGUACUGUUCCCAGACCUCUGUCUCGUACUUAUUUAUGUUUACAGGUGAUAAUAAUAACUGUGUGUUUGUACAACGAAGAACACUGGCUCAAGAAUACGUUCGAUUGUUUUACCAAUUUUUUUUUUUUUUAUCACUGACUAGGAUAUGUAUCAGAUAUGGAUUUCGGGGGAUGAAGCUGUUUCCAAAUGUUAAUUCAAAAGCACAUUUUAAUGAAAUAUUAUUUGUAAAGGUUCUUUAUUUCGACAUAAAUUCUGUAAGAAUCCAUAUCAUUAGUAACUAACAUUUUAUUCACUGUGGUAUUUUGUCGGGGAGUACUUAUAAUUUUUGCAUUGUUACUGUCGAUGUUUUUGUGUCCCUCUCCUCGCCUCUUGUUUCCUUGUCACGGUCGUGAUGUAAGUUUUGGACCCGAAAGCCACCCUGACCUUCACUCCUCCUCCACUUCAGAUUUCUUCAAGUUGGAUUGUAAUUAGCAGCUUUCAGCAAGAUUCUGACACUUAUUAGCCCCAUGGUGAGAAAUCUGGCCCAGGCCACUCAUUCCGCAGUUGUAUUUUUAAGUUUUCAGAGUAAACGUCUUGUCUGAAGAAAGCUUA
Molecule: messenger RNA, 4000 nt
Organism: Brienomyrus brachyistius
Lineage: Eukaryota; Metazoa; Chordata; Actinopteri; Osteoglossiformes; Mormyridae
Gene: zgpat
Product: zinc finger, CCCH-type with G patch domain
Exons: 8
Coding region: 1766-3373 (535 amino acids)
Biological process (GO): regulation of transcription by RNA polymerase II; negative regulation of DNA-templated transcription
Cellular component (GO): nucleus
Molecular function (GO): DNA-binding transcription factor activity, RNA polymerase II-specific; RNA polymerase II cis-regulatory region sequence-specific DNA binding; metal ion binding
Source: RefSeq, a predicted model, not a curated record